AAGAGUCCAGACUCCAAAGGUCUCUACCUCUUCACUUCACAGACCCUUCCGCCAUGAGACUGUAUCUGCUCCUCUCUACGCUACUCUUCCUCUUGGGCCUCUUACCCCGAGUUAGAAGUGGUUUAGGAGCAGCCGAGACGCACUGUGUCAACCUUCAGGGCAUUUGCAGAAGAGACAUUUGUAAACUGAUAGAAGACGAAAUUGGCGCGUGCCGGAGAAGAUGGAAAUGCUGCAGGCUGUGGUGGGUUCUCCUGCCCAUUCCAACCCCAGUUAUCUUCUCAGACUAUCAAGAGCCCCUCCAGACUAAGAUGAAGUAACACGAGAAGGACACAGUGUCACACCGAACAUCUCCAGCUCUUUAACCAGGUUCUAUUCAGCUUGCCAAUAAACAAAUAUUGAUUCCAAA
Molecule: messenger RNA, 406 nt
Organism: Rattus norvegicus (Norway rat)
Lineage: Eukaryota; Metazoa; Chordata; Mammalia; Rodentia; Muridae
Gene: Defb42
Product: defensin beta 42
Exons: 2
Coding region: 54-317 (87 amino acids)
Biological process (GO): defense response; defense response to bacterium
Cellular component (GO): extracellular region
Source: RefSeq, marked validated